Alternaria viburni is the source of this 1824-nucleotide messenger RNA. It is a transcript of the gene FAT1, whose product is annotated as long-chain fatty acid transporter fat1. NCBI's taxonomy places the organism in Eukaryota, Fungi, Ascomycota, Dothideomycetes, Pleosporales, Pleosporaceae. Bases 1 to 1824 code for a protein of 607 amino acids. The record is from RefSeq and is a predicted model, not a curated record. The transcript is spliced from 4 exons. Gene Ontology annotation, molecular function: long-chain fatty acid transmembrane transporter activity; long-chain fatty acid-CoA ligase activity.
AUGGCAUCCUACCUCAACGCAAAAUAUCAUAUUGCCCAUGACCUUAGGCGUAAACGCGGUGCUCUCUCACCGACACAAGAUGUCCUUGACUUCAUCGCCGACCGUGCAGCUCGCAAACGUGCUCUCACGUACCACGCUUUCGAAGACCAGGUCUGCAGCCAGCCGAACCAUGCAUUCCUCAUCUUCGAAGGCAAAAUCUGGUCAUACAAGGAGUUCUUUGAUGCAUUCACCAGGGUGGGGAAUUGGUUGAUAGAGGACCUGGGCAUACAAGCUGAUGAGGUGGUUGCUGUGGAUGGCGGGAACAGCCCGGAGUAUCUGAUGCUCUGGUUUGCUCUCGAUGGGAUUGGAGCUGUCCCGAGCUUCGUCAACUGGAACCUCACUGGGACAGGAUUGCUAUGCAACUGCAGAUUCCUCAUCACAGACGCCGAUGUCAAGAGCAAUGUCGAGCCAUGCCGUACGGAUCUCGAGGAGACCGGCAUCAAGAUCCAGUACUACGAUCCCUCGUUCUUCGCGUCGCUACCGAACCCGACUCUUAUACCAGACUCGCGUCGCGAACACAUUACUAUAGAGUCCCUCCGCUCGCUGCUGUAUACUUCCGGAACGACCGGACUGCCCAAAGGUGUGACUUUGAGCACUGGUCGCGAGCUCUUGACUGGCUACAGCGCCGCCAAAUACCUCGAACUGAAACCGGCAUCCAGAAUGUACACAUGUAUGCCACUUUAUCACAGGGCUGCGCAUGGCCUUUGCGUUACACCGAUGGUUCAUGCUGGCGGUACAGUCGUAUUGAGCCGGAGGUUUUCGCACAAGACCUUCUGGCCUGAAGUCGCAGCUUCAGAUGCGGAUAUCAUUCAAUAUGUCGGCGAGCUCUGCAGGUAUCUACUCAACGGCCCGACGAAUGCAUUCGAGCGGAAACACAAAGUAAAGAUGGCAUGGGGCAACGGCAUGCGCCCUGACGUCUGGGAACCCUUUCGUGAGCGUUUCAACAUACCCAUCAUCAACGAAUUAUAUGCGGCUACCGAUGGAUUAGGGGCGACAUUCAAUCGCAACGCUGGUCCCUUCACGGCAAAUAGCAUAGGUCUCCGAGGGCUGAUCUGGAAUUGGCGGUUCGGCGACCAGGAAGUGAGGGUGAAGAUGGAUGUUGACACGGAAGAGAUCAUGAGAGAUGCAAACGGCUUUGCAAUCAGAUGUGGAGUGAACGAGCCAGGCCAGGUGCUGCACAAAUUAACACCGGAGACGGUGGCUACUUCACCAGGCUACUACAAGAACGAAGGUGCCACAGAGAAUAGGAGAAUUAGGGAUGUGUUCGAGAAGGGCGAUAUAUGGUUCAAGUCGGGAGACAUGAUGCGACAAGAUGCCGAUGGCCGCGUCUUCUUCGUCGACCGUCUAGGUGAUACAUUCCGUUGGAAGUCAGAGAACGUAUCGACAAACGAAGUAGCCGACAUGCUCGGAAAGUUCCCGCAGAUCGCUGAAACGAACGCAUACGGCGUCCUCGUGCCUGGCUACGACGGCCGAGCGGGGACUGCAUCUAUCGUUAUGGCAGAUGGAGUCACAGAGUCAACAUUCGACUUCGCAGCUCUGGCAAAGCACGCGAAAGCGGUCUUACCGAGUUAUGCAGUGCCGCUGUUUCUAAGAGUAACGCCUGCAUUAGAGUAUACUGGCACUUUGAAGAUUCAAAAGGGUAGGUUGAAGAAGGAAGGUGUUGAUCCGGAUAAGAUCACUGGAGAGGAUAAGCUGUACUGGCUACCAGAGGGUAGUGAUCGGUAUCUCCCAUUCACGAAGAAGGAUUGGGAGGCUGUAGUAGAGAAGAGGGUACGGUUGUCAUAG